Leishmania mexicana MHOM/GT/2001/U1103 is the source of this 549-nucleotide messenger RNA. RefSeq lists its product as hypothetical. The transcript has a single exon. Lineage: Eukaryota; Euglenozoa; Kinetoplastea; Trypanosomatida; Trypanosomatidae. The coding region runs from base 1 to 549 and encodes 182 amino acids. The record is from RefSeq and is a predicted model, not a curated record.
AUGGCCUUCACAACGCGUCACUAUAUGGUCGAUGAGGACUGCGAGGACUUCUCCGAUGUGCCGCUGAAGCUUCACUCAUUCUUGGAGUUCUUGGAUGUUGGGUUGUCCUCCACGGACGGCAGCAACACAGAGCCGCACGUCUCUUCCAACGUAUCGGAGAAGAGCGAGGGUGAGUUGCCGGAGUCUGGAAUUCGUCGCUUGCUGCGAGUUGCGCCGUUGAAGGCGGCCGCCGACCGCCCGCGCCAGUGCUACUGCCUCGACAAUGCCCACUGCAUAUGCGGGCAGUUCUUUCUCCCACCCCUGCUGACGCGCAAUGCCGCAGGGCCUCUGCCCCCGCUGACGCACGGUCUGGCCACCAGCGGCUCCGAGGCGGAUGCCGUCAACGCCGCGCACACCUCGUCCACCGCAGCAAUGACAUCGUUUGGUGAGCCUAUGUACAUCUCGCUGUGCCCCCACCCUGUGAAGCUCGCGGCGCCCGUGCCGGUGGUGUCACUGACGACGAUGUCCAUGACGUCUACGAGCACGACGACAACGGGGUGUCGAUGCUAA